Messenger RNA from Symbiodinium sp. CCMP2592, 2592 nucleotides. NCBI's taxonomy places the organism in Eukaryota, Dinophyceae, Suessiales, Symbiodiniaceae. The record is from the annotation of a GenBank genome assembly.
AUGGAGCGCCUCUUCUUCUUCGUGCUUUCUCUCUUUACCUUCAAGUUUUUGCUUACCGCCUCGGAGCCUUGCUCCGACGACUCCUGCGUGGAUGGGACCCCCGUGAAGGGUGGCUCUGAGCUCCUGCAGCGCUCACAGUCCUCCUCGAAGACGCUGAAUGCGGAUCGCUUGGAGGGAGCGGAGGGAGCGGGAGCUUUGCUGAGUUACGAGGAGCUGGAGGGCAGAGUCGAGAAGUCCUUCGCCCGGGCACGGGAGCUCGGGAAGCGCAGCAAGCUGUUGAUCGAGAAGAACUUCAAGUCCUUCGAUUCCUCGCAUUACAAGAGCUUCAACAAAGAGCUCAGCUGCAUGGAGAACGUGGAGGAGGGUUUCGAUCACUUCGUGACCCGGUCCUCGCUGGAUCAGGAGCUGACGCCGGUGGAGCUUCAGGAUUUCCGAGCACGGGUCAUCGAGGAGAUGGAGAUCCUGUGCAAGCACGAUGCCGCUGACGGGCAUGUUGACUACAUGCAAGACUUUAUGCAGGCUUUGGAAGACGAGCGCCCUCUCUUGACUCAAAGGCUGCAGGAGAUCUUGCUAGAGCAAUACCAUGAGGUGAGCUUCGAGUUUGCCGAGUGGCUGGCCAACUUCUCCGCCAUCGACCUCCAGCAUCGCACCGGCAUCCAGCAGCCUCACGAGAACCGGACCCUUCUGCUGGAAACGAGCCGGAGCAUCGUGGAGCGCAUGAAGAAGCGCACUCUGCCCGCCAACUUCGACGCCCGCAACCAUUGGCCCGAGUGCAGCGAGAUCAUCGGCCGGAUCCACAACCAAGGUCAGUGCGGAAGCUGUUGGGCUUUCGGAGCGUUGUCAGCCGUGGACAGCCGCCUCUGCAUCUCCACUAAUGGCCUCUUCAGUGGCCCCAGCGCACAGAUCGCCCGCGGCUUCGUGACUUCCUGUACCUACGAAAGCCCCCGCGAUGGCUGCUCAGGAGGUUGGCCCAGUGACGUCUUCAGGUUCUUGGACCAAAGUGGAUCCCCCACCGGUGGCGACGCCGGCUGUUCGCCGUACUUCGGACACGGUGAGGGCACGGAGCACUUCGCCCAGACCUCCACAGCACCUCCGUGCCCGACAGAGUGCUCAAACACCGGAUUUUCCAGGACUUUGCACGAGGAUCGCUUCAAUCUGGGCCUCAGCACCUACCUCGACCUCGACCUUAUGAGCCACCCUAAGCCCGCCCUCGCCUACCAGCUGAUUCGGGAGGCGCUCUUGGCAGGCGGGCCGGUGCCCGCAGCCAUGAUGGCCGAUGGGCCCUUCAUGGAGUACUCCAGUGGGGUCUACACGCAUUCCUGUGACAUGUCCCCGAAUCACGCGGUGACGGCCAUUGGCUGGGAACCCGACAGCUGGAUCUGCCUGAACUCCUGGGGCCCAAACUGGGGCGAGGGUGGGAGCUUCCGUGUGGGCUUGUGCGUCUUGACGCACGUCAGCAUCCCAACGAUGAGCAUGGCAGGCACCAGCGAUGCCUACGGCUUCCCCCUGGCCGGAAGCACCGAAACCCCAGCACCGGGCCUGAAUCCUGCAGCUCGCUAUCCGAGUGUGGAUGCGGCCAUCGAUGCUUUGACAGCCGUGACAAUCAACAGGGGCUGCAAGUGCUCAGACAGUUGCGCCACAAAGUCGUGGGAUCCCGACCCAGUCCCCUGGUGCUUCGUGCAAGACUCCGUGUGUCAGGGCACCAAUUGGGGGUACUGCGAGUAUCAGGAUGCCGGUGCAGCCGCCACCACCACGACCACGACCACGACAACUACCACAACUACCACGACUACCACGACUACCACGACAACUACGACGACCACUACGACCACCACGACCACCACGACCACCACGACCACCACGACAACCACGACGACCACCACCACAACCACGACGACCACCACGACCACCACGACCACUACGACCACCACGACCACCACGACCACCACGACCACCACGACAACCACCACGACCACCACGACAACCACCACGACCACCACGACCACGACGACGACCACCACGACCACCACGACGACCACCAGCACAACUACGACUACGACCGCGGCCACCACGACGACCGCAGCCUCUUCAGGGAAGAAGCCUUGGAAGCUGAGGAAGGGCCCCUGCACAGUUGAUGCGGCAGGCUGCAUCAUGAGCCGGAAUUAUGGAGGCAGCAACAAGUACCGCAACAGAGAGGAGUGCGAGUUUGACGUGAAGGAGGAAGCAUCGAUGGAGGUGCUGGAUUUCCAAGUGGAGGGUUAUGACUACGACUACCUCGAGGUGAACGGCGAGAAGUACAGCGGAGACAACACUCCCCAUGGAAAAGUACCUACGGGCAAAAUUGAGUGGUCUUCCGAUUACAGUGUGACACACUAUGGUUGGAAGAUUUGCCCAAAGCCGGUGCCAGCACCGGCACCCGACGCUGAGAAGUACACCACAAAGGAUUGCCUGUGCAAGCAUGGGUGGAGUUACUGGGGCGUUGACGUGGAAGGCUACUGUGGCAACCCGGACAACGACGCUACUGGCGACUGGUGCAGGGUGGAGGACCGAGGCUGCCAGGGCACCUGGUGGGGCUACUGCAAGAAGCCGUAG